AUGGACGAUAUAGAAGAAGAGGUAGUAGAUUGUUAUCAAGUACUUGGGAUAGAGAAAACGGCAACGGACACCGAUAUUAAAAAAGCUUUUUAUCGGAUGUCAUUAAAAUAUCAUCCCGACAAACACCCGGAUGACGCUGAAGCCCUUCAACAUUUCCAUGAAGUCCAAAUAGCAUACAAAACCCUUAAAGACCCGUCUAAAAAGUAUAUUUAUGACACUUUUGGUACAAAAUCAAAGAAAGAGAUUACUGGGGAGUGUGAAGAAGUCGAUGAGACUGGUGAUAUCACAGUUGAUCAAAUCAUGAGUUAUAUGAAAGCGAUGGGGAUGAGUGGGGAUAUCAAAGAAGCCGAAGAGAUGCUUGCCAACCAAAAUUUCAAAAUGGAUGAGAAGAGUGUGAGAAAGGGGGGCUUGAGUAAAGAACUGGAACGAGCGGAAAAGAGUGGAGUAACGCGGAUUGAUUGUUCGAAAUUGGUGAUUCGAGUGGUGAAGAGGGAAUGCCUCCAAUUUAUGAAUAACUUCAUUUCAAUCGACUUUUCUACUAAUUCUAUUCGAAAUAUACCAGACGGAUUCGGACUGCUUCAAAAUCUCAAAAUACUCAUUUUAAAUGACAACAAAUUUGAGACAAUCCCAGACGAAAUCUUCUCACUCAACAAUCUCGAGAUCUUCGAAAUGGAACGAAACCAAAUAUCAGAGAUCCCGGACACAAUCUUUAGACUUGAAAAGUUGAAAAAACUCAACUUCUUCUCAAAUAAAAUAAAGACAGUCCCAAUCAGACUUUGUUUUGAUCUUAAGUGUAUUCAACGGAUCGAUUUGUCGUGUAAUUUCAUUAAUGAAUACCCAACGAGUAAAGAAGGUGUUGAUUUGUUGUUGGAUAAAGAUAUGAAAGGGGCAGUUAGUUCCGGUUCGCUCGUUGCGAAGUACUUUGCAUCAGUGGACAAAAAGCCAAGAAAGAAGUCGAACAAGUGA
This is a messenger RNA of Entamoeba invadens IP1, 966 nucleotides long. RefSeq names its product pre-mRNA-splicing factor cwc23, putative. NCBI's taxonomy places the organism in Eukaryota, Evosea, Mastigamoebida, Endamoebidae. The transcript has a single exon. Bases 1 to 966 code for a protein of 321 amino acids. Gene Ontology annotation, molecular function: protein binding. The record is from RefSeq and is a predicted model, not a curated record.